UACAUUGUUUACAUGGGUGACCUUCCCAAGGGUAAGGUUUCAACUUCAAGCCUUCACACCUCUAUGCUUGGAGAAGUUGUUCCCAGUACUGUGGGAUCAGAUGUUUUGCUCUAUAGCUACCAUAGGAGCUUCAAUGGAUUUGCAGCCAAAUUGACCAAAGAUGAGGCAAAUUCACUCAGAGAAAAAGAUGGGGUGGUUUCAGUAUUCCUUAGCCAAAAGAAGCAACUCCACACAACAAGGUCAUGGGACUUUAUGGGAUUCAACAAAAAAGUUUUAAGAUCAGUCAUUGAGAACGAUAUCAUUGUUGGAAUGCUCGACACCGGGAUUUGGCCGGAGUCCGAAAGCUUUAACGACACCGGAUUCGGUCCGAUUCCGAGUAAAUGGAAAGGCACCUGCCAAAGCUCAGCCAACUUCACUUGCAACAACAAAAUCAUUGGAGCGAAAUAUUAUCGAGCCGACGGAGAUUUGGAUCCGAAUUAUGAUUUCAAGUCCCCUAGAGACUCCGAAGGUCAUGGGACUCACACUUCAUCAACAGCUGCAGGUGGCUUGGUUAGCAAGGCAAGUCUAUAUGGUCUUGCCAAAGGGACGGCUCGUGGCGGGGUGCCAUCGGCUCGCAUUGCGGUUUACAAGAUUUGCUGGUUCGACGGUUGCUUUGACGCGGACAUUCUCGCGGCGUUCGAUGAUGCGAUAGCAGAUGGAGUUGACAUAAUCUCGCUUUCCGUUGGGAAUUCUGUUCCAUUGGAUUAUUUUGAUGAUUCUAUUGCUAUCGGAGCUUUCCAUUCGAUGAAAAAUGGGAUAUUGACAUCGAAUUCUGCUGGCAAUAGUGGUCCGGGACUCGCGACGAUUUCGAACCUUUCGCCUUGGUCUUUAUCAGUUGCUGCUAGUACCAUUGAUAGGAAGUUUGUCACUAAGGUCAAGCUCGGAAAUGGCGAGAUCUAUGAGGGAACCUCGAUAAAUACAUUCGAUCUCAACGGAAAAAUGUACCCUUUCAUCGCCGGUGCAGCGGCUACAAACACCUCACAAGGUUAUACAUCCGAGGAUUCGAGGUAUUGCGAUCCCGACACUUUGAACAGAACCUUAGUGGAAGGCAAAAUUAUUUUCUGCGAUUAUCUAAGCGAAGGCGAUGGCCUGGUCGAAGCCGGUGCUGUUGGCGGAGUGUUUAACAAUUACAAGCCCAAAGAUUAUGUUUCCCCCUCCGCUUUACCUCUUUCGAACUUGAACUUGGAUGACGGAAGGAAUGUUCUCAACUACCUGAACACGACAGAAAAUCCGACCGCAACGAUAUUCAAGACUCAAGUAGAAGAUAAUCAGUUCGCCCCGUUCGUUGUUUCGUUUUCAUCGAGAGGGCCUAACCCAAUAACAGCUGACAUCCUCAAGCCUGAUCUUACAGCACCGGGUGUUGACAUUUUAGCGGCAUGGUCCGGAGCCGCCCCUUUGACGGAUGUCGAAGACGAUACGAGACUUGUCCCAUACAACAUUAUUUCAGGCACAUCCAUGUCUUGCCCACAUGCAACUGGUGCCGCAGCUUAUGUUAAAUCAUUUCAUCCGACAUGGUCCCCUGCUGCCAUUAAAUCUGCUCUAAUGACAACAGCUCUUCCGAUGAGUUCCGAGAACAACCUUGAAGCCGAGUUCGCAUAUGGUGCAGGCCAUAUAAACCCUGCACAAGCUGUUCGACCAGGAUUGAUAUACGAUGCCGGGGAGGCCGAUUUUGUUAAUUUCUUGUGUGGACAAGGAUAUACCACUAACCAAGUCUCGCUCGUUACCGGAUGCAACAAAAGUUGUUCCGAAGAAACCAACGGAAUGGUGUGGGAUCUAAACUACCCCUCGUUCGCGUUAUCCGCAACUCCCGGAAAUUCAGUCACUCGAGUCUUCCAUCGGACGGUGACAAAUGUUGGCUCGGCAGUGUCGACUUACAAGGCGGUCGUUAAGGCUCCGUCGGGGCUCGUAAUCCAGGUUCAACCGAGUAUACUUUCUUUCAAAUCUCUUGGCCAAAAGGUAUCAUUCACAGUGACUGUGAAAGCUGAAGUUGGUAACUCCAUGCUCUCUGGUGGUUUGAUUUGGGAUGAUGGAGUUCAUCAAGUGAGGAGCCCUAUCGUUGCAUAUGCUUCCUUACUUGAAUGA
Molecule: messenger RNA, 2121 nt
Organism: Hibiscus syriacus
Lineage: Eukaryota; Viridiplantae; Streptophyta; Magnoliopsida; Malvales; Malvaceae
Product: cucumisin-like
Exons: 8
Coding region: 13-2121 (702 amino acids)
Biological process (GO): proteolysis
Molecular function (GO): serine-type endopeptidase activity
Source: RefSeq, a predicted model, not a curated record